Molecule: messenger RNA, 418 nt
Organism: Rhodotorula graminis WP1
Lineage: Eukaryota; Fungi; Basidiomycota; Microbotryomycetes; Sporidiobolales; Sporidiobolaceae
Exons: 3
Coding region: 68-376 (102 amino acids)
Source: RefSeq, a predicted model, not a curated record
CUCGCACCUGAGCCCAGCUUCCACCUCUUCAGCAGCAGCAGUACACUCUUCAGCACCGACCACGACCAUGCCCGCCAUCAUCCACGUCGUGCUCCUCAAGUUCAACGACCAGCUCCCGGCCGACUUCAUCGAGGGCACUCUGCGACCCGAGGGCCUCAAGAUGGUCGGCAAGAUCCCCGGCUUGAAGCGUGUCGAGCUCAACAAGCCUCUCGAGAGCACCAAGGCCCGCAGCCAGGGCUGGCAGGCGAUGCUCUACUCGGAGAUGGAGUCGGAGGAGGCGCUUUCGACUUACAUCGCCCACGAGGUGCACGAGGACUUCAAGACGCUCUUCAAACCUUACGUCGCCGACGUGCUCGCGUACGACAUGGAGGUCUGAGAGCGAGGCGAGCGUGGAAUGCGACGCAAAGCAGUCGAACUC